Molecule: messenger RNA, 1869 nt
Organism: Arachis stenosperma
Lineage: Eukaryota; Viridiplantae; Streptophyta; Magnoliopsida; Fabales; Fabaceae
Exons: 4
Coding region: 1-1869 (622 amino acids)
Molecular function (GO): DNA binding; protein dimerization activity
Source: RefSeq, a predicted model, not a curated record
AUGUCUGAGAAUGUUGGUUCAGGGACAGGGUCUUCGCUUCCUAGUAUUCCUAGACCUACACCUGCUAUUUCUAGGAGGAAACAUGCAACUGGAAAUAGAAGUGAUAUAGGAUGGAAACAUGGGAUUGAUGUUCAAGGCAAUGGUAAAAAAGUGAAGUGUAAUUAUUGCUCAAAGACUAUAAGCGGAGGGAUUUAUAGAUUCAAGCAUCAUCUUGCCGAUACUAAAGAGGAUUCAGAGCCUUGUGCUUCAGUACCUGAAGAAGUGAAGGUUGUGAUGUUGAAAGUCUGUGUGGAGGCUAAAGAAGCAUCAUUGAAGAAGAGAAGAUUCGGUGAUGAUGAGGAUUAUCCUGAACAAACAGAAAAGGAGAAGGACAAUUCUCAACAAAAGGGGAAAGAUAUUCGCAACUUUGUCACAAAAGGAAAAGGGGCUCAAGUUCAAUCAACAAUAAAUCAAAUGAUGAAGAAGGAUCUAAAGGAACAAUGUGAUCAACAAUGUGCCAUAUUUUUCUAUACAAGUGCUAUUCCUUUCAAUGUUAUUAAGAAUCCCGAAUUUUUAAAGUUUUGUGAGAUGGUUGGGAGAUAUGGAAUUGGCUACAAACCCCCUUCUUACCAUGAGUUAAGAAAAACCCAAUUAAAGAAAGCAGUGAACAAUGUUGAUGAAAUGCUUACUGAAUUUAAAGCAGAGUGGAAGAGAACUGGUUGUUCAAUCAUGUCAAAUGGAUGGACUGAUAAAAAAAGGCUUGUCAAAAUGCUAGAAGAUGCCAUAGAAUUUGUUGGUGAAGAGAAUGUAGUCCAAAUUGUUACAGAUAAUGCUGCUAAUUAUAAGGCUGCUGGAGAAAGAAUGAUGGAGACUAGAAAAAGUUUGUAUUGGACACCAUGUGCUGCACACUGCAUAGAUUUAAUAUUGGAGGAUUUUGAAAAGAAGCUAAAGGUGCAUGAAACAACCAUAAAAAAGGGAAGAAAAAUCACCACUUUUAUCUACUCCCGGAGUAUGCUCAUUAGCAUGUUGAGGAAUUUUACAAAGGGAAAGUACUUGGUUCGGCCAGGUGCCACAAGAUUCGCGACUGCCUAUUUGACUCUCACUUAUCUUCAUGAUAAUAAAGGACCGUUGAUGACUAUGUUUACUUCUGCUGAUUGGAAGACAACUAAGGUUGCAUCAACGCCUGAAGGAAUAAGAGUCCAAAACAUGGCCUUGGAUAGUAGGCUAUGGAAGAAUAUUGUCAUAUGCCUCAAGGCUGUUGCUCCUCUCAUUACAGUCCUUCGCUUGGUUGAUUCAGAUGAAAAACCAGCCAUGGGUUUCAUCUUUGAAGGCAUGAGAAACGCCAAAGAAACAAUCAAGACUAACUUCGGUUGUGUUAAAAAGAGUUAUGAACCUAUAUGGGAAAUUAUUGAUGGAAGGUGGGAAAGUCAAUUGCCUAGACCAUUGCAUGCAGCUGCGUAUUAUCUUAAUCCUCAUUAUCACUAUGAACCAAAUUUCAUGGUUGAUGAUGCUGACAUUAAGAUUGGUCUAUAUAGUUGUUUGAAAAAACUGGUUCCUAACCAGGAAGAAAGGAAAAAGGUUGGUCUACAGCUUCCUGACUUUCAUUAUGCUAGAGGCCUCUUUGGUAAUGAAACUGCAAAGAGUAGUAGGAAGACCAUGCUACCUGCUGAGUGGUGGGACUUCUAUGGAGAUAGUUGUCCAGAACUAAAGAAGUUUGCUAUCCGAGUUCUAAGCUUAACUUGUAGUUCAUCUGGUUGUGAGCGUAAUUGGAGCGCAUUUGAAAUGGUUCAUACAAAGAGAAGAAAUCGGUUGCAUCAAAAGAAAAUGAAUGAUUUAGUGUAUGUGAUGUAUAAUUUGAAGUUAAAGGGCAAGUGGUGCACGAAUUUGUGA